ACUGCUCAAUGACCGAGAGAAGCUGAUGCAGAUCCUGCUGACUGCAGUACUGUACAUGUCCUCCAGUCCACCAGGGGGCGCUCUCUAGAUUUUCUUAUUGAUUUUUUAUUUAUUUUUUAAAUAGCAGUUUUCGAUUCAUAAGCUUGACGUUUACACGUUGCCAUGACAACAAAGAAUUAAUCCGCCCCAAACUCUUGAGUUAGUUCACCUGCAACAGAAUGAAAACAACAGGACAGAAAACUGUAUGAUCAGGGAAAGGAAGGCAUGGGUAAACUACACAAAGGACUAUAUGUGUCUCAGGGAUGUGCUUCAUCCAUUCCUACUAAGUACCAGACAGUCAUCAUCAGUAAUGAAGAGAAGAAAGGCUUUUCCUCUCAGACAAAGAGGCUUCAGGAUCACCUGAAUGAGAACCCAGGGCCUGGUUCAUAUAUCUCACAUGCAUCUGUUGAAGGAUCCAGUCCUUCAUUCUCUAAGAGAGGAACAGGCAGCUUUGCGUCAAAAGCUGGUCGUGUGCCCCGUAGCUUUCCGAGGUUAAGCCCAGGACCUGAUGCUUAUAACCUCCAGACGUCUCUGCUUCACAAGCAUGAUUUUAACAGAGGAGAAUCCAGAACGUUCCGUCUGCCUCUUGCAGUAAAGAGGGAAACGCAAAAAAGUGAAAAUCCUGCUCCAAAUCAGUAUGAUGUGUGUUAUAGUGUCGUGGACAGAAAUUCAACCGUUUCAGCUCGCUGUGCGUUUCGCUCCAAAACCAGACGUAGUGCCAGUGUCUCGGACAACUUUAAAGGACCUUCUCCCUGCCACUAUAAAGUGAGUGAUGUUAUGAUCCAGAAGACUCCUCAAGUUCCUGUCUCCUGUUUUAAAUCCACCACUGCCCGGAUCCAGCCACCAGUGAGAAACAACAUCCCCGGUCCCGGGACCUACAACCCAUAUCAACCUCCAGAACCCGUGAAAAGAACUGUUCUGCCAAGGAGACACUACUUGGGAUUAUCAGCGCCACCUCUGAUACCCGCCAAAGACCCACCCUUCCCCGGCCCGGGACACUAUGACAUAGUGCACGACAAUCGUCCAGCCAAACAGCUUGUGUCCAGCGCCGCCUUCCUGUCUGGAACAAGCAGGUGGAUACAGGAGGCCAAAGGACAGGACAUACCUGGUCCAGGUUUCUAUGAACCCACGGUCCUUUCAAAGACAUCAUUUUUGUAUAAUCCUGCAAAAAUGUGGAUACCUGCUUAGACUUUUGAAUACGUUUUAGUAAAGAUUUACUUAAAGAUUUGAA
Ctenopharyngodon idella (grass carp) is the source of this 1270-nucleotide messenger RNA. RefSeq names its product sperm-tail PG-rich repeat containing 1 (gene stpg1). NCBI's taxonomy places the organism in Eukaryota, Metazoa, Chordata, Actinopteri, Cypriniformes, Xenocyprididae. The record is from RefSeq and is a predicted model, not a curated record. The transcript is spliced from 10 exons. Gene Ontology annotation, cellular component: germinal vesicle; female pronucleus; male pronucleus. Gene Ontology annotation, biological process: epigenetic programing of male pronucleus. Gene Ontology annotation, molecular function: chromatin binding; histone binding. Bases 265 to 1227 code for a protein of 320 amino acids.